Molecule: messenger RNA, 7033 nt
Organism: Aphanomyces invadans
Lineage: Eukaryota; Oomycota; Saprolegniomycetes; Saprolegniales; Verrucalvaceae
Exons: 8
Coding region: 56-6676 (2206 amino acids)
Cellular component (GO): nucleus
Molecular function (GO): protein binding
Source: RefSeq, a predicted model, not a curated record
CCUUGCGAGAUUUUCUCCCAAGCGGGACACACGCGGCAGCUAAGUUGAACCGACGAUGCUGCGCCUGUGCGAAGAAUGCCGGCAAGUUGUGAUGGAGGGAGACCCCGCAGAGUGGCUUUGCUCGUCGUGCGGUGGCAUGUUUCAUGGAACAUGUGUCCGCAACAAGCGUCGAACACAACCGUGGAAAUGCUCGGGAUGCCAAGGCAAUAACCAAGAGAAAGGACUGCUGGUGACCGAGGCUGUAAACAAACUUAACGAAGCUGGCGACGAUGCAGAUGAUGAAUGGUGGGCUGAAAUGGAAAGCGCAUCUCACCCUCUUGAAGAAGUUCUGCCCAAGGAUACAACUGAUGAGUCCAAUCGCACAUCAUCCGCGGCCUCAAGUAGAACUCGUCGAAUAGGUCGAUCCAAGUGUGAAAACAGUUCAGAUCUUGCCCUACAGGACGCAAUGCUGCGAAUCCAAACGAACGUCUUGUGUACUUGUUGUGGAUUGAUCAGCAUCCCAGAGGUCCACGUGCUGUUGUGCACUGUGUGUCAGUCGACGUCUGCACAUUCUCUUUGCAUGAAGAGCCAUUUCCGCGACAAAUGGUCAUGCCCAAAUUGUUUCGGCGGCGGACAACGACGAGCCAAAGCCUCCCAAAACAAUCCCGCACCGCACAUUAUCAAGAAGCUCACCAAGCCGCUGGCAGAAAGUACUGUCGUGUUGUGCGACAACUGCCAAGGAGAGUUCUCGAUGAGGCAUCUGAAAAUGUCGACGUUGCCCAAAGGCGAUUGGUUCUGCAAGCAUUGCGACGAGUCACACAGUUCGUCAGGGAACGAAGAUGACGAUGCUUCCACGCGUGCAAGACCUGCCACGUUGCGGUCGACACAACGGUCCGCAUCGAAACGUGGUCGCACCGAAGUGUCGCCUCCAUCAGUGGAAGGGAAACGCUCGAAAGUGGACCGAAAGAAAUCAAGCAACAGUACCUCGCGGCGCACCAAUAUUGCCUUGUGCUUGCAUUGCGGCAUGAAACCCUCCAACGACUCGUCCUGCAAGGAAUGUCGCCGAGUCUCAAAAGGGCACAAAGCGCUGAAACGAGAUCGCGGGCCUCUCCGCGUCGUCAUCCCCGAACCGAUGCCGGCGGCCACGGACGUGGCAGUUCCGACCAUGUCGUCUGCGACGGUGGACUUGUGGGCGAUGCACGAGCUGGUUGGACGUGUUGUCUUAGUUCACAUGGCCAUGUCCAACGGACAAUGGUUGAGUGGUCGCGUGGGCUUCUUUGACCCCCACACGCUCCUCCACCGUGUGCAGUUCUUUGACGACACAGAUCAGUGGCUUCCAUUGCACGAGAUGGCGUAUUGCUUCAGCCAGCACAUCAACGUAUUCGUCAGGUUGUACGAUGUCGACAACGACAAAGGGUGGUGGCCUGCGCAGCUCAUGAGCUUGAGUGGUGUCGCCGCCCAACACCUGCAAGGCGGCAACAAGAAGCUCGUGUAUUUAUACGGAGCGAACAACCUGUGUGCUUGGGUGUCGAUGUCGGGCGUACGGAGUUUUGACGUGUUUGAAGUGGAAGCGAGCCAGCUGACGAACGCCAUGUGGGUUGAUGCUGUCGACGACGCCAAGGAAGAGGUGCAUCUCGCGCGCGAAACAGUCGUCGAUGCGAAGGAAACCCUCCGACGGGACAUUCAGAAACGGCUUCACGGAAAGAAAUGGGUCGGCAAGAAGGUGGAAGUGAUGAACUUUUCCGAGCACUCAAUGACCCACGGCACAAUCACCCAAUUCAACCCCGCGACACAAGAGUAUUGCCUCGAAUCCGAGCGGAGCUCCAGGUGGUUUAUUGUGAACGACGACGUGCACAUUUCGCUACUGGUUGAUUGCUCGUACGCGGAACUGUCCAUGCAAUGGUUUUCGGAUCCAGACGCAGUGCUUCACGAAGUCGAAGCACCCCAACAGGUGGAGAAAUCAACGCCCGAUGUUGAGGCAGACGCUACGCGCUGUGUCAAGUGUCUUUUCCCGCUGGCUGGGGAAGUGCUCCUGCCGUGUGCAAAGUGUGCACAACUCUUUCAUCAGCCGUGUGUGGAUUGCCCCCAGGACGCGUACCCACUCGUGGAUCCCAUGGACGGAGCUCUCCUAAUCGACGACAUUGGUCCUGCGUUUGUAUGUCCGUCGUGCCUGGUAUGCGAUGGCUGCGAAGGUGUCACAACGAGUGACAAGUGGCAUCGAUGGAAACUCCCUCUUGGCCCCGUCACGCUGUGUACGGCCUGCCACGAGCAAUACGUGGCUCAGAUGUUUUGUCCUGUUUGCCAUCGCGUGUACGAGGACGGGAUGGCGUUCUGUUGCGAUGUUAUGCAGUGCACCACAUGCGAUUUGUGGGUCCAUUCCACAUGCGAACCUGACCCAGAUCCGUUGUACCAUGGUGACGACCCCCAGGUAGUGUUUGAAAAGGCGGACGACAACGCUACCACCUCGAUUACAACCGCAAAUCCUUCGACCACUGAACAACCGGACGCUGCCCCCCUUAUCGCGCCAAGCUCUGGUGUUGAGAUCGAGGACCUCUCAGACAAACAGCGACGACGUGCACAAGACGACAAGGCUGCGCGGGCGCUGAUGUUUCCGUCGACGUACGACCCACGCAUUCUGUCGAAAUACGAAUGCUUUACGUGUCGCCGCAUCCGUUGCUUCCGCCUCCUAAAAGCGUUGGUUGCUGAAGACAAGCUUGGACUGUUUCGAGAGCCUGUGACUGUCGACAUCGCGCCGACAUAUUUUGAUGUGAUCAAGUCGCCGAUGGAUCUGCGCACGAUGGAAGACAACUUGAAGGACCAACGCUACGUCCAUGCAUUGUGUGCAGAUUUCCGCGACCAUUUCGAACUCAUGUGCUUGAAUGCCGUCACGUUCAACUCGAAAGAGCAUCAUUUUGCGAUUUGGCGAGAAGCGUGGCGGUUUUACAACGCUGGCUUACGCUUGAUGCGGCAAAACAUGCCGAGCGUCGCGCUUGUGACUGGAACAUAUGCGGAAAACAUGAUUGCUGCUGCCAAACGCCAACUUCCUAACAACAGUGUGCUGGCCAACAAGGAAGAGCCGAAGAAGGACGUUGUGAUGAUUCCAGACGACUCGAUCGUCGAGUCCAAGCAACCAGCCACAGCCGAUAGCACGACCAACGACCUCAUCAAAGCUGAGCCCAGUCUACCACAAACCUCCGCCGCUGUCGUUACCGAGGACGUUGUGAAAAGCACGAUCGAAAAAGUCACUGAAACAACGUUCAUCGUGCCGACGGAGCUCGGGACCGUGCCCAAGCCGUACUCUUGCAUGUCGAGUGUCGUAGUGACCCAGUCCAAGAUGCAAGCACACGAAACGGCGUGGAUCGACAUGUGCGUCGUAUGCUGCAGCUCAGGGCAACCUCAGUCCAUGAUCUUCUGCGUCGAUUGCGGCGAAGUUUUCCACACGUUUUGCUUACAGCCAGCACUCGACAUAUUGGAACACACCAAACACAACGACAAAAUACUCGAGUACUGGCGGUGUCCGAACUGCAAGAUCUGCGAGUUCUGCGGACGAUGCAACCAAGAAGACGAAGCGAAGUUGCUCGUGUGCGACGUGUGCGAACGAGGCUUCCACACGUUCUGUUUGAAACCCAGACUCCGCGAAGUCCCGUCGGGAGGGUUUGUUUGUGGCAGUUGCGUGCAGUGCGAAACGUGCAGCGUCACCCAAGAAAUCACAGCGUGGAGUCCCAAUCCUUCAUCGUGUCUGACGUGCUUGGGAAUCAAGGUGGACGAGUUGAGUAAGAAGAAGCCGGCCAAGCGAUCGACCGACUGCUGCCCGGUGUGCACAAAAAAGUGGAUCGAAAAGGAACCGUUGAUUCAGUGCGACGGGUGUGAACUCUGGGUGCACCCUGUGUGCGACUCGAUCACAGACGAGUCGCUCGAGGUGCUGGUCGAAGACCCAACGAGUGAAUACUAUUGCCCCGUGUGUCGGCAAAAGCAACGUCAGCAUUUGAACGUGUACAAGAAGGCGUGGGAUCUGCAAAUGACCAUUGCACAGAUCCAAAAUACACGGCAAGACAUUGUCGAGACGUGGCGGGCCAAGCAAGUAAGCGAAAGAACGACCCGGCAGUGGGAAUUUUGGCGAGACCGGUGUCCGGUCUAUCUGUACACAAUGCGCCUCGGCGAGGAGUGCCUGAAAUCGCUGGCAGGUCGUCGUGUGUCAUUCACCUUGACCAACAGCCAAGGGGGACUUAUCAAUGCGGCGCUGAUCCCUGCGGGAAUACGUCGCCGUGCAUGUCGGUACAUGCGGUUCAAGCGAUACGCCAGGGGACCCAAGGCCGCGUUGCGUCGUCAAAACCGAAAAAAAGGCAACUUUUUCUCGUGGGAAGGCGUCAAAGCCCAUGAGAGUGCAAUUGCGAACGUCGUAUCGGAAGCCGCGUCGGCCGCGUCGUUCUUGGCGUGCUGUGCAUGGCUGUACGGGACAAAGAAGCUGAGUCAUUUCGCCGCAAAUCUCCUUCGUUCGGGUGGGGAGCCCAUUCCCGACGCGCUCUGGAAUGCUUUGAUCGACAAGAAUGCACUGUCCAUUGACGACGAAGUCAAGUUUCUCGUUUCCGAGUACAACAAACGAGCCAAAGCCCGCGACGCAGCCGAAACUGCUGGUUCACCAGACACUGCCAGUGCGCCUGGUACACCAACGCCGAGUUCGGAUGUCCAGGCACCAGCCGAACCAAGCUCCUCCUUGCCGCCCACAUCACCAGAAAAGGAACCCGCAGUCGAGGAAGUCGUGCUGCCGAUCAACCAAGUCCACUUGACCUUUGUCAAACCGCUGCAAGGAUGGGAGUUGUGGCCAGACCAUGUCAAUCAUCUCGGUGCGUUUGAGGACCAUCGAGUAUGUGGGUUCUGCCGCGGGUGUGGCGAUAGCUCUGUCUGUGGUCGACUCAUUUUCGCCGAUUAUGAUCAAUGGGUCCAUGUCAAUUGCGCGUUUUGGUCCCACGAAGUCUUUGAAGACGCAUAUGGCACCCUCAUCAUGUGCCAGAAAGCUCGAUUUCGAGGCCGCACGACGCGAUGCUCCGUGUGCAACAUUAACGGCGCGACGGUGGGCUGCCAUGGGUUGCGGUGUCCACUCAACUUUCACUUUUCGUGCGCGCAAGGCCAGGUGGAUUUUACCUUGGAGAAGCAAUCGUUUUGCAACCUGAACGAUCACUGGAUGGCCCACAUCCGCAAAAAGAACGAGCGGCGACGGAAAAAGGAAGACGAGCUCGAAGCCAAGCGAAAGGCCAAGCUUGCCACCGCAAUCGCCGGUGCGGCUCGAAUCGACGACGAUAUGGACAAUCCUGAAAACGCUGUGGUCGAAAAACUCGAGAGUCCAGAGGUCGACGAAGUCCACCAGUGCGUGGAGGAAUUGGUGUCCACGAUCUGCUCGGAGGCGAUCGACGCCCGCCUCGAACCUCUGCGGUUCUUAAUGUGUGAUCCCAUCACUGACAGGAAAACAUCCAAGACCCAGAUGACCAAAGGCACGUGCUACCGAAUCGGCGCAUUGUGCGUUCAGAACCUGGGUGCAAUUGAAGUGGGCAACCAUCAUUUCCACACACGGUCAGCGAUUUACCCCGUGGGGUAUCGCAGCACGCGCAUCUUUUGGAGCGCGACUCGGAUCGAACACAGAGCGUUGUACGAGUGUGAGAUAUUCAGCGAAACAAAUAAAAUGGCAGUCAAGCGACCUAUCUUCAAGAUUACACCUUGCGACGACUUGGAAAACCCCAUCUUUGGCGUCACCCCCAACGACGCCGUCGACAAGUUGCGCGGCCGUGUCCUCGCGCUGUACAGUUCCCAUCGUGCAUUCAAGGCAGGGUGGAAUCCGCUAGAGAAUCGGACGUCGUGGUACUCGUUCGGGUUGGUUGGCGAACACUUUUUUGGCGUGUCGAUUCCCGCGGUCGCAGCUGCCAUUGAAAGUUUGCCGUAUGCGCCGACAACCGCGCUGCAAGACAGCAAGAAUCCGUACCCGUAUGUGUUUUGCCACAAUUUGCCGACCCCCGCGAUGUUUGAGGACGCCAAGCACGACGUCAAGCGCCAUCGGGUCGCGAACGAACAUGCAAAACACUCGUCAGGGUGUGCGCGCACCGAUGGGUAUUCCUGGCACAAACUCAAAGGCAAGCCAGACUUGUCCAAGAAGCGCAAGGUGAACGUGUCCAAGCAAGCCAGCACCGACGACUCAAACGCAAAACCGAUCGUGGCGAACGGGAUGGAAAACUUGCCGAUUCCAAUGCAGUACCGCGAUCUGCGGCGCCGGCCAUUCUGCGAACGACUCGAAGUGCGCAAGUCCAAGAUCCAUGGGUACGGUCUGUUUGUGAAAGAGGCCAUUGCGGAGGGCAAAAUGAUUGUCGAGUACCAAGGCCAAGCGAUUCGACAAAAGGUGGCCGACAUGCGUGAAAAGCGAUACGAAGAGAUGGGCAUUGGGAGCUGCUACAUGUUUCGCCUGGACAAAGACAUUAUUGUCGACGCCACCCGGACAGGGAAUCUCGCGCGCUUUAUCAACCACUCGUGCGAUCCCAAGGCGAACGCCCGGAUCAUCAGCAUCGACGGCAACGAGAAAAAGAUUAUCAUUUUUGCCAAGGUGGCGCUCCAACCCGGCGACGAAGUCACGUACGACUACAAGUUUCCCAUCGAAGAUGAAGCGUUGCGAUGCGACUGUGGGGCACCAAACUGUAUCGGCCGCAUGAAUUGAGCUCGUGUUACGUUGCAAAAGGAACCCAUCGACACACGUACCCGCCAUUGCAUGUUAUGUGCCUAGUGGGUGUGUAUAUUUGGCGACUGUCUGCAGCAUGUGCACGCGCUGUUCAUCCUACGAGAUGGUGUGAUUCAAUGGCGUGUGUGGAACGAAGAGCUGCACGCACUUCGACUGGGUGGGUGUCGCAGUGGUUGGAGAAGUAGUCGCACACGCCUUUGAGCUCCUUCAAAAUCAAGUUCUUUUGCAGCUCGAACGCGACUUGGUCUUUGGCGAGCUGGGCGCGGUCCGCUUCAAGCUUUUCGACGCGGUGGUGCAUGGCUGCUUCCUUGAGCUGAAGGUUCUCGUCCUGCUGCA